GCCAUCGUGGUGGCCAUCAUCUUCUACACGCCCACGUUACGCAACCCCAUGUUUGUGCUGAUCGGCAGUCUGGCCACCGCAGACCUUCUUGCCGGCAUGGGAUUAAUCCUGACUUCGUGUUCCAGUAUCUGGUGUCCUCCUGAAACCAUCAGUCUGAUUACUGUGGGAUUCCUAGUCCCGUUUACGGCGUCCAUCAGCAGCCUGUUGGCGAUCACCGUCGACCGCUACCUGUCGCUCUAUAAUGCCCUCACAUACUUCUCCGAGAAAACUCUGCAUUAUGUGCAUCUGAUGCUGGUGGGCACGUGGGGUGCGUCUCUGUGUUUGGGACUUCUGCCUGUUUUGGGCUGGAACUGUUUAGACGAUGCGUCCACAUGCAGUAUUGUGCGUCCGCUAACCAGCAACCUCACACUCCUCGCUACGUCCUUCUUCAUCAUCUUCAUCCUCAUGUUAAGCCUUUAUUUUAAGAUCUGCAAGAUUGUGGACCACGCGCAUCAGAUUGCAUUGCAGCAGCAUUUUUUUACUACUUCACAUUACGUGGCCACUAAAAAAGGCGUCUCGACGCUGGCCAUCAUUCUGGGGACAUUCGGCGCCAGCUGGCUGCCCUUCGCUAUUUACUGUUUAGUUGGAGAGCGCGAGUAUCCGCCGGUGUACACAUACGCUACGCUGCUGCCCGCUACAUACAACUCCAUGAUCAACCUCAUCUACGCCUACAGAAAUACGGAGAUCCAGCGCUCCAUACACAUGCUGUUCUGCGGAUGCUUUCAGAGCAACGGCUCGUACCGCUCCAGAUCGCCCAGCGAGGUCUAG
This is a messenger RNA of Danio aesculapii, 807 nucleotides long. RefSeq names its product G-protein coupled receptor 6. The record is from RefSeq and is a predicted model, not a curated record. NCBI's taxonomy places the organism in Eukaryota, Metazoa, Chordata, Actinopteri, Cypriniformes, Danionidae. Gene Ontology annotation, cellular component: membrane. Gene Ontology annotation, molecular function: sphingosine-1-phosphate receptor activity. Gene Ontology annotation, biological process: G protein-coupled receptor signaling pathway.